Macrosiphum euphorbiae (potato aphid) is the source of this 828-nucleotide messenger RNA. NCBI's taxonomy places the organism in Eukaryota, Metazoa, Arthropoda, Insecta, Hemiptera, Aphididae. The record is from the annotation of a GenBank genome assembly.
AUGGCCAACUUAAAUCUAUUUAGGAGAAAGCAAUUUACUCCAAUUGAAACUGUUAGAUUAUACAUUAAAAAUAUAGUGAAUACUUCAAAUCAACUGAAUGGGUAUAAAUGGGUCCAUUUAAAGUGCAUCAGACAAGUUUUUACAGUAACACAGGAAACCAUUCGUCAUCUACUGCUUGAAGUUGAUCCAGAAGGAGUAGUAUUCACAUCAAAAAAAAGAUUGAGAAGACGAGUAUAUAGUAACCCAGGACCAAAUUAUUUAUGGCACACUGAUGUUUAUGACAAGUUGACUCCAUACGGAAUUUCAAUUAGUGGCUGCAUUGAUGGUUUUUCUAGGUAUAUAGUUUGGCUACAUGCCGCAUCAUCUUGCAGUAAUCCAAACAUUAUCGCUGGGUUUUAUGUUUAUACCGUUGAAAUGUUAAGUGGAUGUCCUCAAACAUUAAGAUUUGAUGCAGGAUCAGAAAACACAAUCAUCCAACACCUUCAAACAUUCCUUCAUCAAAACAAUCCAUCUGAAAAGCCAUGGGUUUUGAUUUUAAAAAGCACUGAAAAUCAACGAAUCGAAGCUUGGUGGGGAAUUUUAAGAAAGCAUCAAAGUCAGUUUUGGAUAAAUUUAUUUCAAAAACUCAAAGAAGAUGGUCAUUUUACAGGUUCAUGGCUAGACAAAAAUCUAAUAAGAUUUGUAUUUCUAGACAUUAUUAAGACUGAAUUAGAAGAAAUAAAAACUGAAUGGAAUUCACAUAAAAUACGGGGGGAAAAGGGCAACUUAAAUCUAUUUAGGAGAAAACAAUUUACUCCAAUUGAAACUGUUAGGUUAUAUGUACAUUAA